Chara braunii is the source of this 2592-nucleotide messenger RNA. Lineage: Eukaryota; Viridiplantae; Streptophyta; Charophyceae; Charales; Characeae. The record is from the annotation of a GenBank genome assembly.
GUUCCACGAGUUCCUCGGGCACUUCCGGGUCUACAGGUUCUAGAGGAUCUUUUAGUCAAAUGGCAGGCUCGCAGUUCAGCCCCAUGACCGCACGAGAGCGGGAGCUCGGAGAGAUCCAACAGGUCGAGAGGCUCCGCCAGCAGUUAGAGGAGGAUCUGAAGAAAGCAACCGAUAGAGAAAAAGAGAUAAAAAGUAGAGCACCCAGACUUGAUACGUUAGAGGCUGACAAGGCUGCGUUAGAGGGAUUGGACGAAUCAAGUUUGUCUGACCCCCUAAAAGUGUUGAGGGACAACAUGUUGUCGCUGCAUGCGCAUGUGGACAGCAGGAUGGACUUCAUGCAAAGCACUUUAGACCAGAUCCUGGAGGCAUUGACAAAGCCAGGAUUCCGACUACCAGCACAAUCGCCGUUGCCGUUAACGGCGAUGCCAGGCCCCUUUGCCGUACAAGCUGGCACACCGCCAAGUGGUACGUCUGCAGCAGCAGCACAGACUGUUGCAUCUUCUUCUUCGGGUCCAGUGGUGAUUGCUACAUCACCACAACAACCUGUUCAACAAUCUGGACAGCAGCAAGGUCAAUGGUACCCCAAGACCCCAAUGAAACCACCUCUUGCCUUCUCAGGCGAGAGAAAGGACGAGGAACUCAACACAUGGUUGAGGAGGGUCCCGGUUUGGGUGAAGGCCAAAAGGACCUUGCCAGAGGAUGAGGUGGUAACUGCGGCAUCUUACCUAGAGGGUAAAGCAGCCAAAUGGUUAGAUGGGGUAGUUGUGAAAGCCGGUGAUGAGUGCGAAGGUGCUUUCAAGAGAUUGAAGCAUGCACUCAUGAAUCAUGAAGUUCUCAUGGUUUCCGAUCCGCAAAAGUCAUUCAUAGUGACCACUGACGCAAACCAAUACGGCAUUGGCGCAGUGCUGGCUCAGCAGGAUGGCAAAAAGUUGAGACCGAUUGAGUACAUGAGUAAGAAGAUGCUAUCAAAGAAGUUGGCUAAGUCCACCUACGAAAGGGAACUCUAUGCUCUCUACAAGGCACUUGUCCAUUGGAGACACUUCCUUUUGGGAAGGUUCUUCUAUCUGAGGACUGAUCAUCAGAUCCUCAAAUGGAUCAAGACUCAACCGGCUCUUUCUGAUGCACUCAAGCGAUGGAUUGAGAUCAUAGACCAAUAUGACUUCAAGCUUGAGUACCUGAAGGGAGAGUACAACAAGGUUGCAGACGCGCUAUCCCAUAGAGCAGACUACCUAGGUGCGCUAAUUUCUGACUUUGGCGUAUCUAAUGAAGUAACUCAAUCAUUGGUGGGAGCCUAUCAGGAAGACCGUAUCACGAUGGACAUCAUCCGCAAGCUUCAGGCAAAAGACAAGGCCACAGAAAGAUUGAGUGUUUCCAUGGAUUUCAUGGACACCCUAGUGACCAGCAAGAGUGGUAAGAGGCACAUUUUCGUCAUCAUUGACAGAUUCACCAAGUACGYUAGACUAAUACCAAUGCCAGAGACAGCCAGGACAGAGUAUGUCAUCAAGUUGUUCAAGGACAACUGGGUAAGGGACUUUGGUUUACCAAAGACCAUCAUUAGUGACCGAGACGUCUGCUUCACAAGUGAACUGUGGAAGAGGACUGCAGAACAGAUGGGCAGUCAACUUCAAAUGACUUCAGGGAAUCAUCCCGAAGCCAACGGACAAGCCGAACAAAUGAACAGAGUGGUACAUCACUUGCUGAGGCAUUACAUCAAGCCCAACCAAGAUGAUUGGGAUGAGCAGUUGCCUCUCAUCGCCAGCUUGUACAACAAUGCUAUUCAUAGUAGUACUGACGUUAGUCCUAACCAGUUGCACUUGGGAUGGAAGCCUAGAUCAGCACUAGACUUCCUCCUACCUGAAAACCGACCUGCUGCAACUCCAAGCACACUUGAAUACGGUGUGCAAUAUGAGAAGUUGUUGCGCGAGGCUGUUGAACAUAUGAAGAAAGCUCAACAAGCCAUGAUUGCUUCUAAGAAUCAACAUCGCAGACAGUCCACAUUUCAGGUGGGGGAACGUGUCUGGGUCAAGGCUAGUGAGUUAGGACAAGAGUUCGGAAUAUCUCGUAAAUUAAUGCCUCAAUACUUUGGUCCCUGGGAAGUCUUGGAUGUAGUGGGAGAUGAAAUGGAUGGUCCUACGUACGUCAUUCGUGUCCCUGGUCAUCUACGCACUCACCUAGUUUUUCAUGCCUCAAAGCUUGCACCUUUCGCUGAGACAGAUCAAUUUCCUUCCAGGAGAUCGAUGCUGCCCCCAACCAUGGAUGGUCAAGUUGACAUCGACGACAUUGUGGAUCACAGGGAUAUGCCUGUUCCAAAGCCGUUGGGCCGAGGAAGACCUCCCAAGCCCAAGAGAGAGUACCGCGUCAGAUUCAGGCAUCAUACGGAUCCAAAAGAAGAUCGUUGGUUUACCAUGGAGGAACAGAUUGACACAGCUCCUCAGGUGGUGGCAGACUAUGAGAAGAAACUGAAAGGGAAGGCGCCUGCGAAGUAAGCAUCUCACCGGACUUUCGAAGCUAAGGAGGAUGGAAUGUGAGGAUUGAGCCCUCAAGUAGGGGCCUUGCUAUGAUGUACACGUUCUGGGCUAAGGCCCCAGCAAG